UGGGACGUAAAGGGCGGCGUUUUUAAAAUUAGAUGUGCUCCUCUUGAUUCUGUAAGAGAUACUCACAUACAGACUGCAACAUGUACACGCGAUGCUGUUUCAUCUAUAUGCUGAUACCAUUAUUAGAUACAGCCUCUCUACAUCAGAUAGUUGAAGGCACUGAAGGAGACUCCAUCAUCCUACCAUGCACUCACCGACGACUUGCCCAUGAAGGAAAACGAUUGACAGUCCACUGGAGACACAACGACACCAGGAACGUCUACGAUAUCAUCCACGGCAGGAACUCUGUAAAGGAACAACAUCCAGCAUACAACGACAGAGCUGAAGUGUUACAUAAAAGACUAGAGAAGGGCCACAUUGAACUCAAACUCACCAACCUGCAUCUCUCAGACACUGGAACAUACCUGUGCUUCGUCCCCGAUGCCAGAGUUGAAGACAGUACACAGCUGCUGGUCAGAGAAAGACAAUCACCUAAAUACGCAGCAGUUCAAUUAAGAAGCCACGGCACAGGAACAACACAAGGCAGAACUCUCCACAUCAUAAUUCCUCUAUCUGGACUCAUUCAUUCAUUCUUUUUCUUUUCGGCUUACUCCCUUUAUUAAUCUGGGGUCACCACAGCGGAAUGAACCGCCAACUUAUCCAGCAUGUGUUUUACACAGCUGAUGCCCUUCCUGCUGCAACCCAUCACUGGGGAACAUCCAUACACUUAUUUACACACAUACACUACGGACAGUUUAGCUUACCCAUGGGGAGAACAUGCAAACUCCACAAAGAAAUGCUGAUCCAGCUCGAACCAGUGACCUUUUUGCUGUGAGAAGAUUGUGCUACCCACUGCGCCACCAUGAUAACAUUAUUGUAAUAUAAUGUAAUAUAAUUUAUAUAUUUUUUACAUUAUUUCUUACUAAAGUGCAUAUUGUAUUGAAAAAA
Messenger RNA from Danio aesculapii, 927 nucleotides. RefSeq lists its product as uncharacterized. Lineage: Eukaryota; Metazoa; Chordata; Actinopteri; Cypriniformes; Danionidae. The coding region runs from base 81 to 602 and encodes 173 amino acids. The transcript has 4 exons. Gene Ontology annotation, cellular component: external side of plasma membrane. The record is from RefSeq and is a predicted model, not a curated record. Gene Ontology annotation, biological process: positive regulation of T cell proliferation; cell surface receptor signaling pathway; T cell costimulation.